This is a messenger RNA of Aspergillus eucalypticola CBS 122712, 1251 nucleotides long. RefSeq lists its product as uncharacterized. The transcript has a single exon. NCBI's taxonomy places the organism in Eukaryota, Fungi, Ascomycota, Eurotiomycetes, Eurotiales, Aspergillaceae. Bases 488 to 1000 code for a protein of 170 amino acids. Gene Ontology annotation, molecular function: catalytic activity. Gene Ontology annotation, biological process: nucleoside metabolic process. The record is from RefSeq and is a predicted model, not a curated record.
AUGCCAACAGAAGCUUUCCACCACCUCAGUCAUGCUCAAUUUACAAUCGCAAUUAUAUGCCCGCUUCCCCUGGAGGCAGAAGUGGCGAUACCGCUGUUUGACACGGUCUACGAUAGAACUGUCUAUGAAAAAUACGGUCCUGUAUGAAACGACCCCAAUCACUAUACGCUGGGCCGCAUUGGGUGUUACAAUGUGGUUCUGGCCCACAUGGGUGGUUGUGGGAAAGCCGAAUCGUCCAGCGUGGCCAGUAAUAUCAAACAAAGCUACCCGGGCAUCGAACUGGCCCUUCUAAUAGGGAUCUGUGGAGGAGUGCCUUACAGGACGGACGUGGGUCCAACACAACGCAGGAGAGAUGUUUUCCUCGGCGAUGUGAUAAUUAGCAGCGCGAUUAUUCAAUAUAAUUUGGGGAAUAGACUCCCGCACCGAUUUGUGCGCAAGAAUACGUUAGAGUCCAAUCUAGGGCGAGCGAGUCUGCAGAUCCUCAUUCAUGACCUGCUUAGAGUCGCGUCAUGGCGACCUCUCCAAAGACCAACAGGGGCAUCUUCAGACUAUACAAGGUAGCAAGGAUGUGCCAUAUCCUGGUAUCAAAAGCGAUAUCCUAUUUAAAGCUGAAUACAAGCAUCGCGUACGCUGUCUGUGUAUGAGUGAUGCCAGCGGGGACCCAAGUGUCGUGGACCGCCGUCGUGUGCACUCUGAUGGGACUCCGUAUAUCCAUAUUGGCCGGCUUGCCUCUGGAGAUACUGUGAUGUGCUCUGCCAAGGAUCGAGACAGAAUUUCUAAGCGCGAGGAAGUUCUUGGUUUUGAGAUGAAAGGGGCUGGCGUAUGGGACAAUAUCCCUUGCAUCCUGAUCAAAGGAGUAAGCGACUACGCUGAUAGCCAUAAGAAUGAUACUUGGCAAUACUACGCAGCUGCGAGUGCAGCGGCUUGCAUGCGUGCUCUCCUGGAUCAGAAUCCCAUUUCAAAUGCGACAUCAUCAGCGGGCCUGGCCCAGGGUAUGUAAGCAACUUUUGUGUUCAUAGCUUCCACUAGGUUCUUUUAGCUGUGUACUUUACUGAGCGUCAAAUGAUUUCCUGGCAGAUAUAAUUACCUCCCAGUUAAAUCCGCGAAAAAGACCCGCAGAGACUUUUGAAGACUCCAGUAACGAACGAGAAAAGGCGUGCCUUGAUCUGUUAACCUUUCCCCAUGCCCAGUAUCGCCUGGACGAGAUUAUGGAUCCCCUUGAUACGACAUGCACUUGGGUAUUAGAACGAC